Dissoconium aciculare CBS 342.82 is the source of this 1620-nucleotide messenger RNA. RefSeq lists its product as uncharacterized. The record is from RefSeq and is a predicted model, not a curated record. Gene Ontology annotation, biological process: phenylalanyl-tRNA aminoacylation. Bases 1 to 1620 code for a protein of 539 amino acids. NCBI's taxonomy places the organism in Eukaryota, Fungi, Ascomycota, Dothideomycetes, Mycosphaerellales, Dissoconiaceae. The transcript has 2 exons. Gene Ontology annotation, molecular function: ATP binding; tRNA binding; phenylalanine-tRNA ligase activity. Gene Ontology annotation, cellular component: cytoplasm; phenylalanine-tRNA ligase complex; cytosol.
AUGCCUGGUCAACGAGGCCCGGUACCGGUGCCAUUGGUGGAGUCCAAUGGCAGUGGAAGAGAUCUGACACUCGACAUCCUGUUCGAACUCGAGAACAAUGACCCUCUGCAAUCCGAAAUCGCGUUCCCUUCAGUCUCACAACCGGACAUGCAAGCCGCCCUCACACGACUGGCGAGCCGAGCAAUGUUGGAAUACGACCCCAGUGAAUCCGAACAUGUGGUCCUGACCGGCGAAGGACGACAAAUUGCCGACGAAGGUAGCCAUGAGUACAAGGUCUGGGAAGCUGUGAAGAAGAGUGGACGACUAUCAUUGAAAGACCCCGCGCUUGCAACACCAUCUGCGAAACUCGGUCAGGGAAACGCUUUCAAGCUGAAGUGGGUUCAGAAAGACGGCGAUUCGUUGGUAGUAUGCAGUGGGAUGGACGAGGUCAAGGAUGCCACGCGGGAGACUUUGAAAUACGUUGAUGAGUUCCACACAAUGCCCGACCCGAAGCAAUUAAAGGACUAUGUCAAGCGGAAGUUGGUUUCAACACAGAAAAUUAUCACAUACCAGGUACGCAAGGGUCCUCGGUGGGCCAAGGAGAUCCCCAUCGAAGUCACGGAUCUCACGUCGGAGAUGUUGGAGGAUGGAAGCUGGAAGACGGCCAGCUUCAAGGACUACAAUUUCAAUGCGUUGGGUGCACAGCAGAAUUCGGGGGCUCUGCAUCCUCUGAACAAGGUGCGAGAAGAGUUCCGGAAGAUCUUCUUCAAUUGGGACUUCAUCGAGAUGCCGACGGGAAGAUUCGUGGAUACCGGUUUCUGGAAUUUCGACGCCCUGUUCGUCCCUCAACAGCACCCUGCUCGAGACAUGCAAGACACCUUUUACGUUUCCGAUCCUGCCGAAGCUGGUCCUCCCGGAUCUGAUCCCGACGCCGAUCAAGCAUUGAACACCAUGGAAGCCCAAAGUCAGCUGUUCUCCACCGGCGAGGCUGCCGCCGCCAUCCCCAAACUGGACUACGAGCAAUACUACAAGAACGUCCGCGCUGUCCACCAAGACGGGGCCUUCGGCUCCAUCGGCUACCGCUACCCUUACACCGAUUCCGAAACCACACGCCUCGUCCUCCGCACCCACACUACCGCCGUUUCGACGUACUGCCUGCACCGACUCGCCGCCAACCCGCGGCCGGCACGCUACUUCUCCAUCGAUCGAGUCUUCCGCAACGAGACCGUCGACGCCACCCACCUGGCGGAAUUCCACCAGAUCGAAGGAGUCAUCGCCGACUACGGCCUCACCCUGGGCGGUCUGCAGGCCUUCCUGGGCAAGUUCUUCCUCCAGCUGGGGAUCUCCAACCUGCGCUUCAAGCCGGCGUACAACCCGUACACCGAGCCCAGCAUGGAGGUCUUCGGCUUCCACGAGGGCCUCAACAAAUGGGUGGAGAUCGGCAACAGCGGCAUGUUCCGCCCGGAGAUGCUGCUGGCCAUGGGUCUGCCGGAGGAUCUCCGCGUCUACGGCUUCGGGUUGAGCCUGGAGCGCCCGACCAUGAUCAAGUAUGCGGUCAGCAAUAUCCGGGAGCUGCUGGGGCACAAGGUGGAUUUGAGCUUCAUUGAGAGCAAUGCGGCGGUGCGGUUGGAUAAGGAUUGA